Messenger RNA from Mycena citricolor, 495 nucleotides. NCBI's taxonomy places the organism in Eukaryota, Fungi, Basidiomycota, Agaricomycetes, Agaricales, Mycenaceae. The record is from the annotation of a GenBank genome assembly.
CAGCCACUUUCUCGCGAGGGUCGAAGUCAGUGACGACAACCACCAACCUUCCCGUUGCGGGAAUGGGCAGCAACGGUCCGCAGUGCGCCCACUGUGGCUGGCGCGGUGGCGGACACGCCCCGAACUGCCCUUUCAGUAUGUCCAUUUCUGUCGCUGGGACAGCGUCUCUGAUGCCACUGUAGGAUAAGCAACCCAACACUCAAACGACAGUCGCUGUCUCGCGGCUUCCGAGAUUCAGUCAGUCCGAAUGUACCAUACUCAUACGCUCUCCUCUCUGUAAUUGCCGAACGUUUCUGUCUCGCACUGUACACGACCCACGUUUUUGAAUAUGAAACUCUUUGCAUCAGGUUUCGUUGUGCUUUCUACGGUGUAAGAAUCCAAGUCUAUCUUCGUCUCGUGCCGCGCCAGCACAGCUGGACCUGAUUUGCGCCCGCAAUGUGGCAUGCUUUCUCGCGUUGCGUGUCAGCGUUUGACAUUUGGAAGUGCCAAGUGCUG